Drosophila yakuba is the source of this 3570-nucleotide messenger RNA. It is a transcript of the gene Atg16, whose product is annotated as autophagy-related protein 16. Gene Ontology annotation, cellular component: autophagosome membrane. The record is from RefSeq and is a predicted model, not a curated record. The transcript is spliced from 12 exons. Bases 227 to 2068 code for a protein of 613 amino acids. Gene Ontology annotation, molecular function: protein binding. Gene Ontology annotation, biological process: autophagosome assembly. NCBI's taxonomy places the organism in Eukaryota, Metazoa, Arthropoda, Insecta, Diptera, Drosophilidae.
AUCACUAAUAUGAACAGCUGAACAACAAUAAUCAUAUUUGGUUAAAAACAAUUAUGCGAAUAAACGCAGCCGCCUUAUAGCGCCCGUGCCACGCCCCCUGCGAUGCGAACAGGCGACCACGCCAAGGUGUCGCCACGAAUCCAGCAAGCAAGGAGAACCCAAGCCAAGAGUCCGGAGUCCCCAGAACGGAACACCCAGAAAUUCCGGGCAGAAACACAAUAAAAACAUGUCUACGGAGGAGCAUGUGUGGCGAGCGCACGUCGUGCGGCGUUUACGCGAGCGGAAUCGCAAGGAGUGCGACAACUUCAAGGAGAUCAUCGAGCAAAACAACCGACUGAUUGACCAUGUGGCGCAGCUCAAGGCGGACAACCUGAAGAUCUCCGUCGAAAACGAGCAGCUCCGCAACGCGGUGUCAACAGGUGGCACCGGCUCCAACGUGGCCAUCGCCACCCUCGAAAAAAAGCUGCUCAGCCAGCAGGAGGAGCUCACCGAGCUGCACAAGCGCAAAGGCGAGAACUCCCAGAUGAUCGUGGACCUCAACCAGAAGGUCGAGCAACAGAGGAUCAUCAUUUCCGAGAAGGAGCACAGCCUCGUCGAACAGCAAACGAACAACAACCGAUUGCGCGCGGAAGUGCAGCUACUUCACUCGAGUUUGGAGGAACUCAAGAAGCUGAACAACACCAUGUUGGAUGAGCAUACAGCGCUUCAAUUGGCAUUUAGCUCCCUCGAGGAAAAGAUGAGAGGAGUGCAAGAUGAAAAUCGACGUCUCCUGGAGCGACUUAUGCAAUACAAGUCAAAGGACGCCGACAAGUUGAACGAGGAAAACGAGAGCAUAAUUAGAAAAAGACUGCCGUCAAUUUUCAGGAAACGUUCGGCUAAACUGAAACGUGACCUAGAAGACGCGGUCCGUGAGCCCAGCUCGUCCAGCAACACCGCCUCCUCGCCCGGCGCCGCAUCCUUGCAGCGCAACUCCAGUCCCGCCCAGUUCGUUGGCGGCCUCAUCGGUGACGAGGACUUCGACGAGGCCGCAAUAAAUGGCGCCAUGGAAGCCAUAGGUCUCGAUGAUAAUGAAUAUAUUAGCGCUCGUUUUACAGCAGGAGGCGAUAUAGCCGAGAACUCCCGGGCUUCCAUUGACACCCUGAAGGCCACCGGCUACCUGGGUCAGGCCAAUCCCACCAAGAUCCUCAUGAAGUUCGAGGCACACGAGAACGAGUCGCAUGCGGUGCGCUGGAGUCCCGUCGAGCGCAUGGUGGCCACCGGUGGCGCUGAUCGCAAAGUCAAACUUUGGGAUAUUGGCAAAAAUUCCACUGAACCACGCGCAGUUCUCAGCGGCAGCAGUGCUGGGAUUAACUCCGUGGAUUUCGAUUCAACAGGCGCCUACAUCUUGGGCACCUCGAAUGACUACGGAGCCAGAGUAUGGACAGUGAUGGACAAUCGCUUAAGACACACGCUGACGGGUCACAGUGGCAAGGUAAUGGCCGCCAAAUACGUCCAGGAGCCCAUCAAAGUGGUGACCGGAAGCCACGAUCGCACACUAAAGAUCUGGGAUCUGCGCAGCAUCGCCUGCAUAGAGACAAAGUUUGCCGGCUCCAGUUGCAAUGAUCUCGUCACCACCGACAGCCUUGGAUCGACGAUCAUCAGUGGGCACUACGAUAAGAAGAUCCGGUUCUGGGAUAUACGCACGGAGAAGCAGGCGGACGACGUCUUGAUGCCGGCCAAGAUCACCUCGCUGGAUUUGUCAAAAGAUUGCAAUUACCUCAUAUGCUCUGUAAGAGACGAUACUAUUAAACUGUUAGAUUUACGCAAGAACCAAGUUAUAUCCACGUUCACAAACGAACACUUUAAAAUCAGCUGUGAUUUUGCUCGGGCCUCUUUCAACUCGAGCGGCCUGAAGAUUGCGUGCGGAUCGGCGGAUGGCGCUAUAUACAUUUGGAAUGUGAAUGGUUUCCUAGAAGCCACACUCAAGGGUCACAGCACCGCCGUAAACGCGGUCAGUUGGAGUCCCAACAACAAUAUGCUGGCCUCCGUGGGAAAGAACAAGCGCUGCACCAUCUACUCGGAAUCAUAGCCCUAAUGUUGCCAUACUACACACGUCAUUCGAGUCAGUCGGUUGCAAUUGCAAUCAGAAUCAGAAUCAGUUGUUGCAAUUCCGAAACUGAAACGCUUAAAUCUGCAGUCACUGCAAUCACAACGGCCAUGCGGAUGCUGCUGUAAAUAGUAAAUUCGGUUGGCGAUCGGUCGGCGUACGCCCAGAGCCGAAAUUUUAAUAACUUUACUUGAUUAUUUUAUUUAUACUUGAAUCGGAUAUAGUAUGCAAAUUGUAUCAAUUCAUAUAGCAGUAGUCAUUAUGCCUGCAAAAAACAACAACAAACAAAAAAAAAAAAACAACUACCACUACUGCGGCGUUAAGUACCGCCAGCGAUCUGAAAUCUUGUGGCGCUCCUAAGUGCUGCCACCACUCAAGGUAGUGUCGUUGAAGGCGCAUUGCUAAGUAAAUUAAUUGAGAGUCGAGGAGAGGAAUCCACUCGCCUGGAGGAGCCAACCCAUCCCCAGUCCAUCCAGCCCUGCCAGCUCAGUCCAGCCGAGCAGAGUCGUCCAGAGUGACGGGCAGACGUUUGGACUUGGACAGGAGUCACUUUCCCGUAUGCAAGAGCGCUCCUCCAGCUCCACCAGCUAAAGAUAAAGAUACAAAUCUGCACGAAGCCUGUUUCCUGUUCUGCUGAGGGUGCAUUUAUUUGCAUGAUUCACAUUCACACACAACACAACCGGUGUGUGCCUAACGAUACUUAUACAGCUGCUGGAUCUUCGUACAGGUGUACCCCAUCACCAUCGCCAUCACCACACUAUGCACUCCAUAUGCUGUGCACUCCAUGCUCCAUACUGCAUACUCCAUACUCCAUGCGCCAUACUCCAUGCGCCAUAAUGAAGACGGGAAGACGUCGAGUCGCUGGGAAAAGUUGGGGCAACAAGCACGACAUUUGGACCUUUCUGCCCACAUCGAAAAGUGAAUCGCUGGCUUUCCUGCCCCGCCGAGGAUCGGGACUUGGAACUUGGAAGUCGGGAGUCGAGACUCGUGCAUUUUGGGCGACUCUAAGUGAGCAUGUUCCUGGAAGCCCUCGACUCGCGUUUACAGUUGGAUGCAUUUUCAGUGCCAUUGAAGUAUAAAUAAUAAUAAUAAUUCGCAGGUGUCUGCAUUCCACGUCCAAUUCGCACAAUUCGUUAUGCGUGGGUAAAAUGCUAAGAUGGCAGUUGGACUCCCAGGCCAGCUCAUCUCCUCAUCCAUUCCCAUUCAUACGAGCAUAUAUAAAGCUGAUUUCCAUAUAUGAAAGCCAAAUUUCAGAGAUGUUUAUUGCAUGAGCAAUUUGUCCACUAAAAAGAAGUAGAUGAGCCGAUGGAGCAGCACCCCCGAAAUGAGCAAACAGCAUGGGUAUUUCAUUAAAAAACUUAUGUUUAAUAAUAAUAAGAUGAGUUCGUUCCAUACAAUUAGAGGGCCAAUGCAAACAGCAAAGUCUGUCGUUGAAAUGCAAUAAAUUACGAGUAUAGUGCUUAACUAGGCUAAUUCCAUACAAA